Messenger RNA from Lampris incognitus (smalleye Pacific opah), 2969 nucleotides. RefSeq lists its product as uncharacterized. The coding region runs from base 19 to 1764 and encodes 581 amino acids. Gene Ontology annotation, cellular component: cytoplasmic side of apical plasma membrane; cytoskeleton. Gene Ontology annotation, biological process: positive regulation of hippo signaling. The record is from RefSeq and is a predicted model, not a curated record. Lineage: Eukaryota; Metazoa; Chordata; Actinopteri; Lampriformes; Lampridae. The transcript has 13 exons.
CACAGACAGACCCCGGACAUGUCCACCUCGGCCAAGCAUGAGAGGACCGUUUGUGUUCUGCUCCCCAACAAAGAGCAGCUGGACGUCACCGUAGGGCUCAAGUCCACAGGACAGGAUGUUUUCAACCGCGUCGCAGAGCUCCUGGGAAUCAAGGAACUCUACUUCUUUGGUCUCACCGUCGUAAAGGACAACGAGCACAUAUUUCUAGACAUGGAGGAGAAACUGACCAAGUACUUCCCCAAAGACUGGAAGCAAGAGGCCGUGAAGGGGUUACAGAGGAGAGCCCUGCCGGUGGUGCUGUGCCUCAAGGUGCAGUACUACGUGGAGAACGGCCGACUCAUUUGUGAGCGGAAGGCACGGCAUCUGUACUACUCGGACUUGCGGGAGCGGGUGCUGCGCUCCGAAUGCCGUCAGCAGGAGGAGGUGUAUUUCCAGCUGGCCGGUUAUGCCCUGCAGGCUGACCUGGCUGACAGCCCGCUGCCGGGGGACGACCAGGGGGCUUAUUUUGAGCCCAAGGAGUACUUCCCACCCUGGAUAGUGGCCAAGCGUGGGGUAGAUUACCUUCUCUGCCACGGGCCCAAAGUGCACCGGGAGCUGUGGGGCAUGUCCGCUCGUGAUGCCAUCCUGCACUUCAUCAAAGAGUCGUGCCGACUGGAGGAUGUGCCGGUCACUUACUACAGACUGCAAAAGGACAGGACGGCGGAGAGGGGGACGGCGCUGCUCGGUCUCACCCUGCGAGGAAUGCAGGUUUAUCAGGAGGUGAGCAACAUUCGCCAGCUGCUGUACGACUUCCCCUGGUCCAACGUGGGACGCCUCACCUUCCUGGGGAAGAAAUUCGAGAUCCAGCCCGACGGCUUGCCCUCGGCCAGGAAGCUGGUGUACUACACCGGCUCGCCGUUCCGCUCCCGCCACCUCCUCUUGCACCUGAGCAACAGCCACCGCCUCUACCUCAGCCUCCAGCCUGCCCUGAAGCACCUGCGCCAGCUGGAGGAGAGCGAAGAGAAGAAGCGCUACAGAGAAUCCUACAUCAGCGAUGACCUGGACCUGGAUCCCCCGGGCAGCGAGAGCAGCCCCGGCCUUUCCAGACGCUCCACCAGCAGCUCCGGGAUCGAGGCGGACGCUCGGCAAACCAGCGUCUCCGCGGAGGAAGAAGGUCAGCGGAGAACGGAGGGGUGUUUCGGCUCAGCAGCCAGCUGCGGCGGCUCGCGCACCUCCGGCGUCGACACGGGCAGUAAGGCUCGCACGGACGAUGAAGACUGUCGGGACGAAGAGAUCCAGGCCAGUGUGAGCAGUCCGGGGGAGGUUCUUGUUGACGACCCCGCCGAGGUGCUCCAACUGACGGAUAUUCUUGGCAGCCUGUCGGCGGAUUGCCCAUUGCUCACCUCAAAUACCCAUCCGCCAGAGAACAAAGCGCGUUCCCCAGACGGUGGUGACGAGUCAGAGGAUUUACAGAGCAGGGAUUCCCUAGAAGAGGUGAUGAAAUCUCGGGUUCACGUCGGCGUAGAUCGACACAGUCAGAGCCUGGAUGACGUUCGCCUGUUCCCUCCUCCUGUGCCCCUAGGGACCACGCUACCGCCCGACUCAUCCCACAGUUACACCUUCGGCCUUCCAGAGCCCCCACGAAACGCCAAGAGCCCCGCAGACCACAGCUACUACCCGCCGCUGCACUGCCAGGCCAAACCCUCCUUCUAUGGUCGCAGGUCUGCCAAUUGCCUCUCCCUGGACUUGCUGGGGGAUGAACAGUUACUGGAAUUCGUACUGUAAAAACCCCUGAUGUCCAUCUAUAAAGACAUCGCUUUACUUCCAGAUGGGAUGGCCGCCACACUACAUAGUGUAUGUGGAUUUCUCAUAGUGUUUGGUGGUGGAGGUGGUGGCAGUAUGGAACAUGUGGACUUGUAUUUUCAUGCAAAUAUUAAAAUUGCUAGUGACAUUGCUGAGGGAACCAUCUUCCCCCCGAAAUGCUCCUUGUAUCAUUUGUUUUAAUGCUGCAGAACACAGUAAAUGACCUAACCCGGCUUCAUUUCAGUCAGCAAACCUAUUUAUUGCUUAUAUUUCUGCUACUGUAUAUUGUGUACAUAUUUGCACUAUUUUUUUUGCUUCAUCCUUUUUGAGAACAAAUACGGUUUCUAAUCGAUUCAGUUUUAUUGGUGGUAUUUUUUUCGUUUACAUCGUUAAUAAACUUCCCGUUAAGUUUGGAAAUGUUUAAGCAGCAUGCCAGCGACGGCGCAUCAAUGGACAAUCCCAAAUAUGUAAAAUUAGACAGAUAUGCUUUAAUCUUUUGUUUUGGACAUUCAGGAUACAGCCACUGCCUUCUCACUCCCGUUGCUUAUUUGCUGAAUUGAAAUUGUAUUUAAGCAAUUUCGUGUUUUCCUGAGGAGAAUUUCCAGCUGUGACAAUGCUACCGUGUGUAUUCCUAUAUUUUUUCUAUAUCCUUUUUAAAUAGUCUCUUCAUUGUACUGUUUUUUCUAUUGCCUGUGUAAAAAAAACCCUUAGUAUACUUGUAUUUAAAAAAGUAUCAAAAAUAUUUUUUUGUCAAGAUGUUGCCAGAAAUCCUUGACGUGUUUUUUAACUGUCUCUUUUAGCAACCCAGAUCACUCCACGAUGUGAAUAACGAUCCUGUAUAAAUCUAAUAAGACAUCCAAAGUUUCAUUAUACUAUACAUCCAUUUACCUCCUUUCAUAACGAGAACUGCAAAGUAGUACUUCUAAAGCAGUAUUUCUGUACCUAUAAACUGCAUAAUGGAUCUUUUUUUUUAUGUAACCUCUAAACAAAGACCCAUUCUUAAUUUUACUCGGACAUGAUUAUCAAGGACUGUUUUUUGUAAACCAGUUUUGCCAAGGAUUAGAUUGUGCUAGCUCAGAUAAACUGAUCUCCAGGAGAGGGAUCCUGCAAACAUAUACUACUCACCAUUAGAAAAACAUGGACUCAGUGCAGUUCACUGACCAAAUAAAGCAUUGUUUUCUAUGAAA